Molecule: messenger RNA, 1161 nt
Organism: Brenthis ino (lesser marbled fritillary)
Lineage: Eukaryota; Metazoa; Arthropoda; Insecta; Lepidoptera; Nymphalidae
Source: the annotation of a GenBank genome assembly
AUGGAUAGAUUUAAAUUUUUACGCAAAGCACGAGAACCUCGUAAGAUCUUAAAAGUAUCUCCUUCUAAAUAUGAAGCCUCCAAAGUGAUGCAAAGUAACAGAAAAUACUGGUGCAAUAUAUUAAACAAUUUGUCUGAUACUGAAUCAGGACCAAUGAAAGAAAAGGAAAUCAACCUUCUAUCGGAAAUUUUACCAAAUGAGCUCUGCAAAAAAGUUUGUAAUAUAUUGCACAUCGAUAUGACAUCGCAAGAAUCAAAGGAAAUGAACGAAAAUAAAGCGCAAAGUACACGUAGAUUAGAGAAAGAGUUACUCUUAUCACGUAGACAGAUUAUUAAUAUAAAUAGAGAUUUGGACUCUGAUACUGACGUCGAAUUUCUCUCAAGUGAUGACGAUGAAGAAAUAACAAAUAUACACCAGGAGUAUCUAAAAAAACCGGAACGACAGCAAAUCACAUGGACUACACACUACCUUGAGCCAGAAAAAGAAAACGAGAAGAGUUUAAUAAAAAAGGCCGAUGAUUUGACUGACAAAAUAGCACAUAAUUUUUGUGAUUACAUGAAGCAAUUAGGUGGUGAUCAACAAUCUCAACUUUUUACUCCAAAGGCUAUUAAAGAACUUUUUCAGAUUGAGUUUGAUACUCACGUGGCGAGAAGUCUUCAAGUAGUGCCCAAGGAGAUGCCUACAGUAGAAGAACGAAUUGCUAAUGUGACAGGAAAUCCAGAGAAAUCACUUUUUGCUGCUCUCGACCGUGAAAUAUCUAAAGACAUCAAAACUGAAGGUCAAUGUGAAAAACUAUGUGCUUUUAACCGCAGUCUGCCCAAUAAGGAACAAUGGCAUGUACCUCGAAACGACACCAAAAAUUUAUGGCGAUCAGCACGUCAUGUACCAGAAGAUCUUGUAACUUUGAAAACUGUAUGGGAAGGCAUUACGAACUUGAGGAGUGUUAAAGAGUAUUGUCGUUGGAUGAUAGAUCAUCCUGAAUAUCGAAGAGCACCGUACCUUACGAGUCUCGGCAUGUUUGACACCAAAAUACUUGACGCAAGACUCACCUUCGAGCUACAACAACAACUAUCACCAGUGGUGUCACCUACAGAUAUUCCAGCCCCCAUCGACCACAUCCGCAGACGACUCUCCGAAUUAGCCGAUACUACUAUAAAUGAA